Dendroctonus ponderosae (mountain pine beetle) is the source of this 1599-nucleotide messenger RNA. Its product is annotated as RNA-binding protein NOB1. The coding region runs from base 195 to 1460 and encodes 421 amino acids. The transcript has 3 exons. Gene Ontology annotation, cellular component: preribosome, small subunit precursor. Gene Ontology annotation, biological process: maturation of SSU-rRNA; ribosomal small subunit biogenesis. Gene Ontology annotation, molecular function: RNA endonuclease activity. NCBI's taxonomy places the organism in Eukaryota, Metazoa, Arthropoda, Insecta, Coleoptera, Curculionidae. The record is from RefSeq and is a predicted model, not a curated record.
CAAACUAUCGACCACAGAACACCUCUGGACUCGACAACAAGUAAUUUGACGUUUCGCAGCGCCACCAUCGGUAGUUGAACUCACGAAUAGUCUAUAACCUCAUUUAUUCUUUGCACUUUGCUUCAAUAAUAACAACGUGUUAGGGAGAAAAUAUUAAAAUAUCGUCGAUUUAUGUGAGUGACUAACUGCAAACAAUGUCUAGUACCGGUAGCAAACAGGUGGAAGUCCUAGUGGUGGACACAACGGCGUUUAUCCAAAAUGCGCCCCUUCAGCAAAUCGCAGACAAAAUGGUUACAUGCCAAGAAGUCGUUGACGAAAUCCGAAAUAAACGCCAGUUGAGGCGGCUAGUCGUGCUUCCAUAUGAUCUGGAGAUCAAACACGUUUUUCCCGAAAAUGUGCAAUUAAUUACAGAGUUUUCGAAGAAAACCGGCGAUUAUCCGAGUUUAUCGCUCACUGACAUCAAGGUGAUGGCCCUGACUUACCAGCUGGAGAAGGAGAAAGUCGGCACUGCCCAUUUGAGAACGGAGCCAGUUCAGGAUAGACCCAUUGUAAACACUGAAAAACCCGCCGAUGAAAUCCAUCCGGACAUCACGGGGUUCUUCCUGCCUGGCAGCCAAAACCCGCAUAAUGCUGAAACAGAUGAAUCAGCCCAGGAAAUCGACCCAAUUCAAGCGGAAAAAGACAUGGCAAUUGAGCUUCAAGAAUUCAGCGCGAAAUUUGAGAAACUCAACUGCAAUGAUGAUGAUCUAAAAGUGGAAGAAGACAUUCUAGUGCCUGUGAAAGACGAGUCGUGUUCCGAGGAAGAACAGUCUUCCAGUGAGUCGCAGGAGGACGAAGAUGAAGAGGUUGGCUGGAUCACCCCUGCGAACAUAGCGAUCGCUAAGAAGCAAGUGAAUUCCCAACUGAUGGAGGAAAAACACGUGCAGGUUGCCUGCAUGACCACUGACUUUGCGAUGCAGAACGUCCUACGGCAGAUAAACCUGAAUGUCUCCGCACUGGACGGCCGGAUAAUCAAGCAAUUGAGAACUUACAUCUUCAGAUGUUACUCGUGCUUCAAAACCACCAGCAUAAUGACAAAGAAGUUUUGCCCAAAAUGCGGCAACAGCACGCUAAAACGGGUGGGCGCAUCUCUGGACGAAAACGGCAAAAUGCAGAUCCACAUCAACUCAAGAAGACCAUUGACUGGUCGUGGGAAAAAGUUCAGUCUGCCUAGAAUCCAAGGAGGCAAACAUCCGAAUAAUCCCAUUUUAGUCGAAGACCAGCCCAUGCCGGAUAAUAGACCGACUCGACUAGCUAGAAUGAAAUGUAAUCCACUGGAUGAUGACUACACUGCAGGUUAUUCCCCCUUUAUUAUGCGCGAUGUCUACUCAAAGUCAGCUCAGUUGGGGAUAAGGCCUGGCGUCGAGUUCAAACAGUGGAUGAAGAGGAACCCGAACGAGUCCCGAAGGAAACGCAAAUGAUUUUUUCACAGUAAUUAAAAUAUUUGUUUUUCAUCUCUUGAUGGGGAUUGAGAGAUUUUUGUAAAAAAGUUCCAAUAGUUACAUUGCAAGGCAAAGUUUGACCUUUAAAAAUUAAUACAAAUUAAUUUACCUGCAAAAA